GGGAGGGGGCCCCGGGGCGGAGCCGGGAAAGUUUGUUUCUCAACUCUCCGGGAAGCUUUAGAGCCGCUGCAGCCGCCCUCGCUGCCCUCGCCGCCUCCUGCUUCCCCUUCGUCUGAAUCCGGCCCCGGCCCCGGCUUGGCCCGGGAUGGAGCUGCCCGCCGUGAACCUCAAGGCCAUUGUUUUGGUGCACUGGCUGCUGACAACAUGGGGCUGUUAUACAUUCUCAAACUCCUAUGCCUGGGCUAAUUUCACCGUCCUCGCCCUGGGGGUGUGGUCCAUUGCUCAACGAGAUUCCCUGGAUGCCAUAAUUAUGUUUUUGGUUGGCCUGGCCAUCACCAUCCUUCUGGACAUCAUCUACAUCGCCAUCUUCUACCCGCAGAGGGCAGCCCUGUCCGACACGGAGCGCUUCAGCACGGGCAUGGCCAUCUUCAGCCUCCUGCUGAAGCCCCUGUCCUGCAUCUUUGUCUACCACAUGUACCAGGAGCGAGGGGGCGAGUUCGUCCUCAACAUAGGGUCCCUUGGCCCAUCACAGGAGCGCAGCGCCUAUCAGACCAUUGACUCCCAGGAGGACCCCGCCUUGGCGCACCCCUAUGCAGACCUGGAGAGCAAGCCGGCCGCUCGACCGUACUGAGAUCCCCGAGAUCUUACCCUCCUCUUCCUCCUCUGAUGCUGGGCAUUCAUCCCCCUACACUGAAGACUCUCCCUCCAUUCCCCCUCACCCUGCCCUCUGAGUUCCGGCACUGGGUAAUGUCUUGCUGUCUCUGCUUCCCUUGGGUGAGGCAGGCACGUGCCUGAGUGAUAUUCUCUCUCUCAACUCUGACAGAGCCGCACCCCAGCCUCUCAGCACCCUGCUCCCCAAGGUCUGUCUUACCCUCGAGAGGCACCCCACUGCCUUAAUGCACUUUGGACAGCUUGAGUCUGUCCCCACUCUGGGGCCAUGCUGCUGAGUGCCUAGGCUGUGCCAGGGUCUCUGUAGCCCCAAGUGUGGCUGGCGAGGGUAACUGUUCUCUCAUGCCUCAGCCGGGUGGGCAACGUUUCCCUAGAGGCCAGGUGUGGAAACCCCACUGCUGCUUCCUCAGACACAUCGAUGGCUCCCCAGGGGCAGCAGCUCCACCACAAACCCUCAGCCUCUGAAACACUGCCAUUGACAUUAAAGUUUGAGGAGUACCACCA
This is a messenger RNA of Dromiciops gliroides (monito del monte), 1173 nucleotides long. It is a transcript of the gene AGTRAP, whose product is annotated as angiotensin II receptor associated protein. The coding region runs from base 146 to 631 and encodes 161 amino acids. Gene Ontology annotation, biological process: angiotensin-activated signaling pathway; regulation of blood pressure. The record is from RefSeq and is a predicted model, not a curated record. The transcript is spliced from 5 exons. Lineage: Eukaryota; Metazoa; Chordata; Mammalia; Microbiotheria; Microbiotheriidae. Gene Ontology annotation, cellular component: plasma membrane.